Andrographis paniculata is the source of this 1687-nucleotide messenger RNA. Its product is annotated as stomatal closure-related actin-binding protein 1-like. Gene Ontology annotation, biological process: regulation of stomatal movement; actin filament organization. The record is from RefSeq and is a predicted model, not a curated record. Gene Ontology annotation, molecular function: actin binding. The transcript has 6 exons. NCBI's taxonomy places the organism in Eukaryota, Viridiplantae, Streptophyta, Magnoliopsida, Lamiales, Acanthaceae. The coding region runs from base 506 to 1258 and encodes 250 amino acids.
UGCUCUAUAAAUUACAAUCGUUUUUUUAUCCCUUCUACUUUCCAGGACAAAGAUCUCCUAGUUUUUGUAUAUUCAUCAUCUGUGAGUAACAUUUUUUGUGAUAAAAAUCUCUGGGUUUUCAGUAGUUUCUUUAUGCCUCGGUAUUGUGCUUUGUUGUCUUUUCUGGGUUGAUGAAGUUGAUUCUGAGUUUAUGCUUUCAUCUAUAUGUGAUGCUUGGAUUGUCUUUGGUGUGUUUGUUUGUUGGUUUUGUUCAUAUUGUUUUGAUUUUCCGUUGGUAAGGAAUGAUAUGGUUAUGAAAUUUGGGAAUUUCUUUGAUGCUCAAUUUCUUGGGUGUGAGCUUGCAAAUUUUUCGCUUUGUUUUCUUGAAUGAAGCAAGGGUUAAAGAUCAGGUUAACUGCCUGAGUUUAUUAGUAUAACAAUGUAAACGUGAUACUGUCUCUUAGUUGAUCUUAGCUUGUUGGUUGAACUGCUGUUAUCUAUUUGAAGUAACUGCUGAUCCAAUUAUAUGACGAGGUUAAGCUGGGGUUUUAGCUACACAAUGCAAAAGGAUGCAGGUUCACAAGUGUCUGCCCAUGUACAUUUCACUACAAGUCGGUUUCCAGAUUAUAUAAUAGGGGCUGACGAUGAGAUUGUAGAAUAUCAAGAGUACUCCAAUUCAUUGCCCAUGAAAGCUACAGUUGCAAGGGAAACUGCCAUGUUACUGGAGCAGCAUAACCGCAUAUCGGUAUGCGACCUUGCAAGGAAUUUGAGAAAGGCAAGACUAAAAGAGGUUGUUUCAUUGGAGAAGCACAUACUUAUAAAGAAACUCAAAGAUGCACUUCAAGCUCUGAGAGGGCGUGUAGCUGGGAAGAACAGAGAUGAUUUGGAGGAUGCUAUGGCUAUGGUUGAAGCUUUAACGAUUCAAUUGACCAAGAGUGAAGAAGAGUUGCUUCACGAGAAUGCUGAAAUGAAAAAAGUCGCUGCUUUCUUGAAACAGGCUUAUGAAGAUGCCAAAAAACAUGUUAAUGAAGAAAGAGCCUGUGCACGGGUUGAAAUUGAGAAUGCAAGGGGAGCUGUACAGAGAGUGGAAGAAGCCUUCCAAGAACAGGAAAGAACUUCUGGCAAACAGGACAUGGAAGAAUUGAUGAGGGAAAUUCAAGAAGCUAGGCGAAUCAAAAUGCUGCAUCAGCCCAGUAAGGAUUCUUUGUCAAGUGGAUUGCGCUCUGAUUGUCGCUAUACAAACUACUAUUUUUCAGAUCUCUACCCAAUUCAAGCAUAAAAUUUUGCAGCCAAACCUUCUCCUUGCUAGCCUUCGGCACUCAAUGUACUCAGCUUCUAUUGUCGACAAAACAAUUACCUUAUGCAGCUUCGAAGUCCAUGAUAUUUUUGUCCCACCAUAAAUGAACACAUAUCCAGAUGUGCUCUUCCUUUUAUGCCAAGUUGGCUUCUACGAAUUCAGCCAAGCAAGACUCUCUUCUCUCGAAGAUCAGUGCCUUAUCUGUAGUGCCUUAUCGAAGAAAAAAGCUGAUCUGCCGAAAAAGUAGGAGGAAGAAGAAGAAAUAGGGUGUGUUAGGGAAAUAGAAAUCGGUUUUGGUAGGGAUAAGAUUGGAGAAGAUGAAGUGGGUGGGAGAGAGGCUACAUUAAAUUAAAUUUUAAAGUAGUAGUAUUACAAAAAUUAAGAAUAAUUCAAAUUAUAACUGAAUUCAAU